CUUUUGGUCGCUUCGUACGUCAAUUAUCUUCUUUGUUUGCAGAGUAUUGAACUAUACAAAGUAUAUGUAAAGAAGAUCUUAAAUUUUGUUGUGCUUAUUAUAUUAAUUUCAUUAUGUCGCACUUGGAUUUCAAAGACAUACAAGUCGUUAAUGAUAGCGUAAAUGACAUUGAUGUCAUUAGAGAUAUAAUUAAAAAUGAAAAGCCAGAAGAUGCUUUCUAUGUCGUGGAUAUCGGUGACAUUAUUAGAAGACAUCAAGAAUGGAUUAGCAAAAUGCCCAAGAUUGUUCCGCACUAUGCGAUUAAAUGCAAUUCAAAUUCGACAGUAAUUAAAGUUCUGGCGGCUUUAAAUGCCUUUUUUGAUUGCGCAUCAAAGCAAGAAAUAGCACAAGUAAUACAGUAUGACGUGCAAGGUGAGCGGAUAAUUUUCGCGCAUCCAAAUAAGUUGCCGUCUCAUAUCGAAUACUCUAGAAACGUAGGCGUCAAACGGAUGACGGUUGACAGCGAACUUGAGUUGACGAAAAUUAAGGAAUUAUUUCCCGAAGCUAAGAUCGUGAUACGCAUACGUUGCGACUCGAAAAACUCGCCGAUAUUGUUGGGAGCGAAAUUCGGUUGCGAUCCGUGCGAGGAAGCUGUGCAUUUGAUACAAUGCGCGCAAGAUCUCGGCUUGAACUUAUACGGCUUCAGCUUUCACGUUGGUACUCCAUGUUUAGAGAUGGACGCCUACUGCAGAGGAAUCGAAAUAUGUAAGCAGUUAAUCGCAGUCGCUAAAUCAAUCGGAUGCAGCAACGUAAAGUUGAUUGACAUCGGUGGUGGAUUCUUAAGCAUCAGAGGAGAAGAGCUUGACAAGCUAGCCAAGGUUAUUAACGGUGCGAUUGAGAAUCUUGAUCCCGAUAUAAGAGUCAUCAGCGAGCCUGGACGUUAUUACGUAGGUUCGAGCUUUACCUUAGCUUCGUAUCUGCACUCUAAAAGGCUCGCCACUUUCGACGGCAUAACGAGGAGGAUGUAUUAUAUGAAUUGCGGGGUGUACAAUUCGUUUCUAGACGCAUUGUUAGGCCUGCAGGACAGAAUCCCGGAAUCGGUUUUUGAGCCGACGAGGGACGAAAAAUUUCUCUCGAAUGUAUGGGGGCCGACUGCCGACUCGUAUGAUUUAAUACUUAAGGAUGUAUUGUUGCCUGAGUUUCAUAUAGGCGAUUGGUUAGUUUGGAGAAAUAUGGGCGCUUACACAUUAACUCUUUCCAAUACAUUCAAUGGAUUUCCGAUUCCAACUGUGAGACCAUUUAUUAGAGAAAGCCAGUGGUUAAUGUCUUUAAAUCUACAUAAAAAAAAUAUGCAAUAUAUUUAA
Messenger RNA from Mycetomoellerius zeteki, 1343 nucleotides. Its product is annotated as ornithine decarboxylase 2-like. Gene Ontology annotation, cellular component: cytoplasm. The coding region runs from base 114 to 1343 and encodes 409 amino acids. The transcript is spliced from 7 exons. Gene Ontology annotation, molecular function: ornithine decarboxylase activity. NCBI's taxonomy places the organism in Eukaryota, Metazoa, Arthropoda, Insecta, Hymenoptera, Formicidae. The record is from RefSeq and is a predicted model, not a curated record.